AUGGCCAUGGAGGGCGGUAAAUAUGGCCUGGCCGAUCCAGCCAGUCUCGAAAAGAUCGAUAAGCUCUUCGCUUGUGGUGUCGGCGACAUUGUCAAUUUGCCUCAGAUCGUUGUGGUCGGAGAUCAAUCCUCUGGGAAGAGCAGUGUCUUGGAAGGAAUGAUCGGAUUCCCGCUGCCUCGUGACAGCGGGCUCUGCACCAGAUUUGCAACACAGAUCAUCUUCAAACGCUCCACCAAAACAAUGAUCUCGGUGUCCAUCAUUCCUGGCGUGGAUGCAACUGAAGAGCACAAGGCAAAUCUCCAAGCUUGGUCCGGGCGAGAGCUGGAUGUGCUCGACCCUGCGGCAUUCAAGUUGAUCAUGGAUGAGGUUCACGAGGUGAUGGGCGUCUCACGUCCCCAAGACGGCUCCCCAAGCGCAGGCUCAACGUUUUCGCGCGAUGUCCUGCGACUCGAGAUCUGUGGUCCGACACAGGAGCACCUCAGCGUCAUUGAUGUGCCGGGUAUCUUCAAAAACACCACACCAGGUCUGACUACCAAGAAGGACAUCUCACUCGUGCGCGCCAUGGUCCAAGGUUACAUGGAGAACCCUCGAUCGGUAAUGCUGACCGUCAUUCCCGCCAACGUCGAUGUCGCAACUCAGGAGAUUCUCGAGAUGGCGGUGGAUGUCGACCCCGAUGGAAAACGCACACUGGGUGUACUCACCAAACCUGAUCUGGUCGACCACGGGGCUGAACCAAGAGUCAUUGAUCUCUUGGAAGGGCGUGCUUACCCUUUGAAGCUUGGGUGGCACGUCGUGCGCAAUCCAGGUCAGAUGCAGCUGGCCGAUGAUUCACUCAACCGUGGCAGCGUGGAGCGAGAUUUCUUCUCGAUCUCUGCACCCUGGAAAGAUGUCGAUCUCGAUAAGAAGGGCAUAGACGCCUUGAGGGUGCGGAUCCAGGUCGUUCUCAGCGACCUUGUGCGGCAAGAGUUUCCAAAGGUUAGGCAAGAGACGCUACGGAAGCUUACUUCUGCCAAAGAUAAGCUUGGCCAUCUGGGAACUGAGAGAGACACCACCGAGAAGCAGUUACUGUACCUGGUAGACUUGGCUUCCCGAUUCCAGCGGAAGGUAUCCUUGUCCAUCGACGCCAAGUACGGCAGCGAUGAACUCUUCGACGAUAUGGAUCUUCGGUUGGCCAGUCUCGUCAGCAUACGCAAUGAACAGUUCUCUGGCGAAUUGAGCCGCCAUGGCCAUGAGUAUCAGUUUCUGACAUCUGAGGCUACUGGCAAGGUGGAGGACCACGAGGAAGAGGAGGAUAGUGAUGAGUCUGGAGUUGAAUCAGUUGGUGACUCGUCUUCUGACAGCGGGGUGACAUUCAAAAUCCGAAAACUGAUAGAGUGCGAGGACAUCGAGGAAAUUCUCCGCCCACAGGCAGAACUCGCCAACGCAAAUACAACAGGAAUCUCUCGGUGGCUCCAGGGAGUGUUUCGAAGUUCGCGUGGUUUCGAGCUGGGCACUUUCGGCUCAGCCGUUUUGUCGUCAACGCUGAAAGUCCAGUCAAGGAAAUGGACACCCAUCGCCCUGGGCUAUAUCAGUGAUAUUGUGACCAUGGUCCACCGUUUCAUUGAUCGGGUUCUUGAUGCGAUCUGUCCUGAAAAGUCGGUCAAAUCUGAGUUAAUCUCUGCUCUAUGGGACAACCUUGUGGAACGGUACACGAAAGCCAUCGAUCAUGUCCAGUUCCUGCUGACUGUCGAGUUGGAGGGCACUCCGAUGACAGUGAAUCACUACUUCAAUGAAAAUCUUCAGAAAUGCCGGCAGAACAGAAUGCAAGCUCGGAUGUCCAAGUUGUCAGUUGAUAACUGCAAGCACGGCGAGGUAGUUCGACUCCAGGACAUCAACAACACCCACCCUAUGAGUAACACCGAGCAUGUCGUCGAAGACGUUCACGAUAUUCUGUGCUCGUACUACAAGGUAGCCCGGAAACGUUUUGUCGACAACGUCUGCAUGCAAGCCGCCGAUCAUUUUCUCAUCAACGGGCCCACGACUCCUUUGGCUCUGCUUUCUCCCACUUUUGUGAGUGGUCUCAGUGCUGAGCAACUGGAAAACAUCGCAGGUGAGGAUCAAGGCACUCGGCGGAGAAGGAUGCAGCUGAAGAAAGAAAUUGCAAGUCUUGAAGAGGCUAGAAAGAUCCUGAAAUAA
Exophiala spinifera is the source of this 2175-nucleotide messenger RNA. RefSeq lists its product as uncharacterized. Gene Ontology annotation, molecular function: microtubule binding; GTPase activity; GTP binding. The coding region runs from base 1 to 2175 and encodes 724 amino acids. The record is from RefSeq and is a predicted model, not a curated record. Gene Ontology annotation, cellular component: membrane; cytoplasm; microtubule. NCBI's taxonomy places the organism in Eukaryota, Fungi, Ascomycota, Eurotiomycetes, Chaetothyriales, Herpotrichiellaceae. The transcript has 4 exons.